Balaenoptera musculus (blue whale) is the source of this 5748-nucleotide messenger RNA. It is a transcript of the gene CAMSAP1, whose product is annotated as calmodulin regulated spectrin associated protein 1. Gene Ontology annotation, molecular function: microtubule minus-end binding; calmodulin binding; spectrin binding. The record is from RefSeq and is a predicted model, not a curated record. Gene Ontology annotation, biological process: negative regulation of microtubule depolymerization; neuron projection development; cytoplasmic microtubule organization. The coding region runs from base 128 to 4915 and encodes 1595 amino acids. Gene Ontology annotation, cellular component: microtubule minus-end. Lineage: Eukaryota; Metazoa; Chordata; Mammalia; Artiodactyla; Balaenopteridae. The transcript is spliced from 19 exons.
CCAGCCCCGGCCCGAGGCCUCGGCCCGCGCCCCCUGGCUCGCCGCUCCCCGGCCCCGCGGGCCCCGGCUCGGCCGCGCAGCAUGCAGCAGCAACACCCGCGGCGGCGGCGACGGCGGCGGCUCUGAGAUGGUGGACGCGGGCGGCUGCCCGGCCGGGGAGGGCUGGAGGAGGAUGGAGGCCGCGCCCGACGGCGCCGUGGACAUCGUGCCGCUGGACCGCUACGACCCGGCGCGGGCCAAGAUCGCCGCCAACCUGCAGUGGAUCUGCGCCAAGGCCUAUGGCCGAGAUGACAUCCCGGAGGACCUCAGGGACCCCUUCUACGUCGACCAGUACGAGCAGGAGCACAUCAAGCCUCCGGUCAUCAAGCUCCUGCUGUCCAGCGAGCUGUACUGCCGCGUCUGCAGCCUCAUCCUCAGAGGGGACCAGGUGGCCGCUCUGCAGGGGCACCAGUCUGUCGUCCAGGCCCUGUCCCGGAGAGGGAUUUACGUGAUGGAGGGCGACGACACGCCCGUGACGGAGCCCGAGCUCAGCCGCGCGCCCAUAAAGAUGAGCGCCCACAUGGCGAUGGUGGACGCGCUCAUGAUGGCCUACACCGUGGAGAUGAUCAGCAUUGAGAAGGUGGUGGCCAGCGUCCAGCGCUUCUCCACGUUCAGUGCCUCGAAAGAGCUUCCCUACGACCUUGAGGACGCCAUGGUCUUCUGGGUCAACAAGGUAAAUCUUAAAAUGAGAGAGAUAACAGAGAAAGAAGUUAAGUUAAAACAGCAGUUAUUGGAAAGUCCAGCUCAUCAAAAGUCUCCCUCCAAGUGGUACUGGAAGUUAGUGCCUGUGCGCUACCGCCGAGAGCACCUGUCAACGAGGCAGCCGCCCUACUUCCCGCUGUUGGAGGACCUGAUGCGGGACGGCAGCCACGGGGCUGCUCUCUUGGCCGUGGUCCACUACUACUGCCCGGAGCAGAUGAAGCUGGACGAUAUAUGCUUGAAAGAGGUAACGUCGGUGGCGGACAGUCUGUAUAAUAUUCGGCUUCUGAGAGAAUUCUCAAAUGAAUAUCUUAACAAGUGCUUUUAUCUCACUCUAGAAGAUAUGCUGUAUGCUCCCUUAGUGUUGAAGCCAAACGUUAUGGUUUUUAUUGCCGAGCUCUUCUGGUGGUUUGAGAAUGUCAAACCAGACUUUGUUCAGCCCAGGGAUGUUCAGGAGCUGAAAGAUGCUAAAUCAGUAUCGCACCCCAGAAGCACUCGGCCUCCUGUUCCCAUCUCCAACGCCACCAAGCGCAGCUUCCUGGGCAGCCCCGCGGCGGCGAGCCCAGCCGAUUCACAGCCCCCCACCCAGCUGCACCACCUGCACCUCGAAGAGCCUGAGCUCCUGGGGAAAGGGCCCUCUGCCUUUAGCCCAUCGCAUCCGUUGUUGCCACUGAGACAGAAACAGCAAAAGACAGUGCAGGGAGAGGACCCCCCUGACCAGCGACACCGAUCUAAUUCCUUAACCCGAGUCGACGGUCAGCCCCGAGGAGCAUCAAUAGCAUGGACAGAAAAAAAAAACAGGCCUGUGUCUCAGCCAGCGCCCUUUGCUCUCCAUCACGCUGUGAGCUGCGACGUGGACCCAGGCUCUGGCGACAGUGUCAGCCUGGCCCGCUCCAUCAGCAAGGACAGCUUGGCGUCCAGUGUCAUUCAUCUGACCCCGCAGAACCAGCCCCAGCCCGCAGCCCUCAGGACGGAUGGAAAAAGCCUCCUGAACAAUGUCGAUAUUGAGGACGAGGAUGAGGAGCUCCUGGCCAUCGUUAGGACGGAUGUGGCUCACCAGGGCGCUGACCCCGGCCUGAUGGCAAGUGCCAGGUCUCCCCAGAGGCUGGCAGACGCCUUAGAAAGUCAGCCCGACAGUUUCUUCCUGGAGCCACUGAUGCCGGCCGUGCUCAGGCCAGCCAAGGAGAAGCAGGCGGUCACCAAGGAGGAUGAGUGCGGAGAGGGGCGGCCGAGGGGCUUCACGUCCAGGAGGUCCGGCGAGGGCCACCAGCCUCCUGGGCGGAAGAAGGCGCCCGGCAGUCACGUCAGUCGAGACUUAAAUAGGACUUUCACCCCGAUCUCCUGUUCAGAGCUUCCCACGGGCUUCGACCCCACGCCCACUGAGGCGGGGCCGCAGGCAGUGGGGGACGCCCGUGGCGGGCCCCUGGCCGGCGGCGCUUUCAGUCUGCCAUCUCAGGGACAGCCAGCCGACGGCUUCUUCCUUCACGCGGGCAGAGCUGACGAGGACGGGGAGGGCAGGCUGUCCACGAGCUGUGCGCAGAGCCCCAGCACCCUUGGCCCGGAGGCCUGGGCCAUCCUGAGGCAGGACUCUGACUCCGACGUCGCGGACCUGGAAGGAGCCGAGCAGGACUUCGCCGGUGAGGAGCGCCCCGCGGCGGGGGCCGGGUACGGGGGGGAGGAGGAGUCGGCGAAGCUGCAGGCGGACCUGGAAGUGAAGGAGCACGAGGACAAGGACGCCGCCAGUGGCCGCUCCAGCCCGUGUCUCAGCCAGCUCAGCAGCGUCUCCGUGGCCAGCGGGAGCGUGAAGAUGACCAGCUUUGCCGAGAGGAAGCUUCACAGGCUCAACAGCUGUGAGACCAAGUCGAGCACGAGCAGCUCCCAGAAGACCACGCCCGACACCUCGGAGAGCUGCCCGGCCCCGCUGACCACGUGGAAGCAGAGGGGCGAGCAGAGCCCGAGCUGGCAGGGCGGCGACCAGGCCAGCCUGCUGGCUUCCGAGCUGGUGCAGCUGCACAUGCAGCUGGAGGAGAAGCGCCGGGCCAUCGAGGCGCAGAAGAAGAAGGUGGAGGCGCUCUCGGCCCGGCAGCGCCUGAAGCUGGGCAAGGCGGCCUUUCUGCACGUGGUCAGGAGGGGCCGGGCCGACGCCGCCCCCCGGCCGCUGAGAGCGGGGGCCUCGGCGGGAGAGCAUUCCCAGCACAACGGGGACGACUUCGACGGUGGCGUGUCCCGCGUGGGAGACUUCCUUGGCAAGGAGGAGGGGAGGGGAGACCUCCUGGGGCCUCCCGACGUGGACGGAGAGGACCUGGCUCUGGUCCAGCAGCAUCAACGGAAGGACCCCGCCGCCCUCCCCGAGCUGGAGCGGAGCAAGGCGCUGUCGGCGGUGCUCCUGGAGGCCGUCGAGGGCGUGGACGUGGGCGUGGACGUGGGCGAGUGCGACCUGUCCAUCGAGAAGCUGAACGAGACCAUCAGCACGCUGCAGCAGGCCAUCCUCAGGAUCUCCCAGCAGCAGGAGCAGCUGCUGCUCACGUCCCCCGCGGUGCCCACGCCGGGCCCCAGGAGCAACUCCCAGGACCCCAAGGUCAAGGGGGCCGUCCACUUUGUUGAGCCGCUCUCUCCGACCGCACUGGCCGGCCACCGCAAGCCCCCCCGUCUCGGUCCGGGUCGGAAUUCCCGUUCGGGAAGACCGACUGAGCUGAAGGUGCCGAAAGAGCGGCCGCAGGGCUCCUCCCGAAGCAAGGCCCUCACACCUGGUGUCGAGGCCGCCCCUCGCUUACGGUCCAUCCCCGCCCGGACGCCCUCUGACCCGGGCUGGGACGGGGUCGCCGACCCUGGGAGUGACCCCCACGAGGAGUGCUGCUUCGCAGGUUACAGGCUCCACGAUGAGAGCAACCAGCGGACAUUUGUCUUGCCCUCCUCCAGGGAUGCCAGUGUCACCUCGGAACAGAUGAGCUUCAGGGAGGUUCUGGAAGACGGCGUGAGGGGGGCGGGGCUCGGUGCCCUCAGCGGGCCAGGAAACGGGGGCGCGCCCCUGGAUGAUGGGCCCCCGAAGAGCAAGGCUAGCCUCAUCGAGGUGGACCUCUCCGACCUGAAGGCCCCCGAUGAUGAUGGGGGGACGGAAGGCCGCCACAGCUCCGCGGACCUCGCCAGCGAGGGCGACCAGAAGCCGGGGGUCGGCUUCUUCUUCAAGGACGAACAGAAGGCGGACGACGAGCUCGCCAGGAAGCGGGCAGCCUUCCUUCUGAAGCAGCAGCGCAAGGCCGAGGAGGCCCGCAUGCGGCGGCAGCAGCUGGAGGUGGAGGUCGAGCUCAGGAGAGACGAGGCACGGCGUAAAGCGGAGGAAGAUCGGAUCCGCAAGGAGGAGGAGAAGGCGCGGCGGGAGCUCAUCAAGCAGGAGUACCUGCGGCGGAAGCAGCAGCAGAUUCUGGAGGAGCAGGGCCUGGGGAAACCCAAGUCCAGGCCCCGGAAGCCGCGGCCCAAGUCCGUGCAUCGGGAGGAGCCCAGCAGCGAUUCGGGACCCAAGAGCACCCCCCCACCGGGUGACCUGAGCCGGGCCCAGUCGGGCUCCAGCCUGUCCUUGGCCUCCGCGACGACCACAGAGCCCGAGAGUGUGCAUUCGGGGCGCACGCCUUCCCAGCGCAGAGUCGAGUCCCUGGAAGCCUUGCCCAUCCUGAGCCGCAACCCCAGCAGGAGCACCGACAGAGACUGGGAGACGGCGUCCGCCGCGUCCUCCCUUGCCUCGGUGGCCGAGUACACAGGUCCCAAGCUGUUUAAGGAGCCUAGCAGCAAAUCAAACAAACCGAUUAUUCACAAUGCUAUAUCCCAUUGCUGUCUGGCCGGAAAGGUGAAUGAACCUCACAAGAAUUCAAUAUUAGAGGAGCUGGAGAAGUGUGACGCGAAUCACUACAUCAUACUGUUUCGUGACGCUGGCUGCCAGUUCAGGGCACUUUAUUGCUACUAUCCCGACACUGAAGAAAUCUACAAACUGACUGGCACGGGGCCAAAGAGCAUCACCAAGAAGAUGAUCGACAAACUGUAUAAAUACAGCUCAGACCGAAAACAGUUCAACCUGAUCCCGGCCAAAACCAUGUCCGUCAGUGUGGACGCGCUCACCAUUCAUAACCACUUGUGGCAGCCCAAGCGGCCCUCGGUGCCAAAGAAGACGCAGACUCGGAAAUGACCCCGGUGCGGCAGGAGCCUGAGGACGCGCCGGCCGGCUCGAUAUUUAUUAUUUUCCUCCUUUUGGGUACGAAGUGUGCAAAGUCACAGACCUUUUUCAAAGAGGCUUCUAGACAACACGAGAAAACCCUCCCUUAGGUCCCAGCACACAGGACGGCAGGUGGAGCCGGAGUGAGGACUCAGCCCCGUUCCCAGCGGCUCGCGGCCGCCGUGGUCACCGCUGCGCGGAGGCUCCCAGACGAGGGGUGCGUGCCCAGGAGCUCCAGGCAGCGGAUUCCUUUUACUUGAAGUUCUCCUUCGGUAUAAAUUAAAAGUGAUUUCCUUUGCUUUCUUGCCUCUCAACUCACCCCCUUUUGCACAUGACCUGACACCCCUCUUGUUGGCCAGCUGUAAUCUCGUGAGAUUAUAGGACUGAGACUCGAUCUUGGGUCAGGGUUUUUGAAUGUCUGUAGGAAAGGAGCUCGUGUUGGGGAAAUCGUUUUCAUUUGAGAAAUUGUAUAUUUAUUGAUUGUGUCUACUGCCAACGUUUAUAUCCAAUUCUAAGAUUUCUGAAAAAAAUUCUUGUUCCUUGCUGCUCAGAAAAAGUUUACUGAAAAUACCAGUUCACUAAAAGCACUGAAAUCUGCAAAGUCUGUCUUCUGCUAAAAUAACGUUUACAAGUACGGAGGGGUUCUCGCCGACAUGCAAUCAUGAGGAUGGUGAAUGGUACUCUUGCUGGUGCUUGCCUAGUUGAAAAUAGGAAGCUGAGCCAAUUACAGCCCUCGUUCAUUACGUUUGGGAUAGUGCGCUAAUGAUUUGUUCACUUUAAUAAAGACAGAGUUUGGUAAAGUAGAA